GGGUAAACAAAGUAUCACUAUCACAUUAUUCUCAAAACAAAUUUUAAAACAAGCAAAAGUUUAUUAUUAUUUACCAAAGUAAGUCAAAGUCAAAUGGAAAUAAGAAAAAAGUAGACGGUCGUCCAAUUUAGUUAAUUUUGCUAAGUAAACAUACAAGUGCAGUGCGCGCAACCGACAUACUCACAAGGCCGACCCCGAUAAAGUUUUCACCGACGCAAAGAGAGCCGGAUCCGUAGUUUCGCCAGCUCAGCGCCCCACGUGUGGAAAUCUUGCCAGGAAAGCCCCAAGGCACACACACUCGCGCGAAUUCCUAUAUACAAGCGCGUAGCAAGGAACACGUAUACAAAUGCGCGCGAGGGAAAAGCGCUAGGUCAGAGGAAAGUGAAAAGUGAAAAGCGCGUGCGACAGCAGCACUCAGGGAUUAGUCAACGUAACCGCACGUAACCGAGCAAGAUGCCGCUGCUCGCGUACCGGGAGAAGCACAUCCUCAGCGCUCAGCAGCUUCGUAAGCUGAGCGAACACAAGUACUCGUGCUUCAGUGCCAGCCUUCUCGAUCCGCUCCUGCAGCCCUGGUGGAACUGGCUGGUGGCCCAGACGCCCCUCUGGCUGGCCCCCAACCUCAUUACCAUCGUGGGUCUCAUUCUCAAUGUGGUGACGACGUUGAUAUUAAUUUGCUAUAGUCCGAAUGGCGUGGAGCCUCCACCGCGUUGGACCUGUUUCCUGUGCGCCCUGGGUCUGUUUAUUUACCAGAGCUUGGACUCCAUCGAUGGCAAGCAGGCGCGUCGCACGAAUACCUCCUCGCCGCUGGGCGAACUCUUUGAUCAUGGCUGCGAUUCGAUAUCCACAGUGUUUGUGGCGCUGUCUGCGUGCGUAUCCUGCCAGCUAGGACACUAUCCCAACUGGCUUUUCUUUCAGUGCUUCUGCGCCAUAGCUCUCUUCUACUGCGCCCAUUGGCAGACCUAUGUGUCUGGGACUAUGCGCUUUGGACGAAUCGAUGUGACGGAGGCUCAGUUCUCAAUCAUCGCCAUACACCUGGUAUCGGCUGUGCUGGGGCCCGAGAUUUGGUUGACCAAGAUCGGCAUUGGCGGCAUAGAGCUUUGGUAUGGGCCGGCAAUGACGACCAUUGUGUGCGGUCUGCUCUCCCUAACUUAUGUAUUUUCCGUCAUUAAAGCCGGUGGUGUUGGCAAGAAUGGCUCGACAGUUGCUGGCACUAGUGUGCUGUCGCCGAGCAUUCCCCUUACGCUGGUGGUGCUACCCGCCCUGAUGAUUGCCCAGAAGUCGCCGCAGAACAUCUUUACCGAACACGCUUCGGUGUACAUUCUGGCUUUUGGAAUGGUGGCGGCCAAGGUCACCAAUAAGUUGGUGAUUGCCCACAUGACCAAGUCGGAAAUGGAUUACCUGGACUGGUCACUGCUCGGCCCCUCGUUGCUGUUCCUCAACCAGUACUUUAACUGCGUCGUCCCAGAGAUUUGGCUGCUGUGGUUUACCCUGAUCUGGGGCACCCAGGAUCUUCUGCGCUACUGUGCACAAGUCUGCCUGGAGAUCUGCCAGCACCUGCGAAUCGAUCUAUUUCGGAUCCCGUAUACGCCCAAGGGCCAGAGUUUGCCCUCACAUCCGGCCACCGCAUCCGUGAGCAGCCAGAGCAACUUUGGCGGCGGCGGCAGUGCGGACAAGAACGGCGGCGCAGCGCAUCGAAAGUCCAAGAGCAAACCGCACUAGAUACGGCAUCAACGCCGUCGCCGCUACAUUAAUUAGUUUUCUUUUUACCAAUUAACGUCGUUAGAAAGAUGUGGGGGGCGGGGGGAGGAUGAUUAUACUCGUAGGAGGAGUUGCAGUUGUCGCAGGAACUAAAACUACAAGAACCGUAAACACAACCCAACAAAAUUCACCGUCGUCAAUGUUUAAACAAAAGUAUAGCUAAACGAAAUAAAGCAAAGUCGGAUAGAGAGGAGCCGCGAUGGCUAAGCAAAGUGUUGCUCCUAAAUUUUUAGAGUUAGUUUACAACUUGUGUGUUGUUGUAGCAAAUGUGGCAGGUGGCUAGAAAGAAGGGGAAGGAGAAACAGAACUGUUGCAGUCUCCUCCUAUAUCAAUUAUGAAUGGCUAUAUAUAUAUAAAAAUAUACCUAUAAAUAUACAUAUAUUUUGUAUGAUUGUGUAAGUUGUAAUAAAUCUAGAUGGCAGUAUUUUUACUGUGCUAAAAACACUCGACACACCCAA
Messenger RNA from Drosophila serrata, 2216 nucleotides. RefSeq names its product choline/ethanolaminephosphotransferase 1 bbc (gene bbc). Gene Ontology annotation, cellular component: Golgi apparatus; endoplasmic reticulum membrane. Gene Ontology annotation, molecular function: diacylglycerol cholinephosphotransferase activity; ethanolaminephosphotransferase activity. The record is from RefSeq and is a predicted model, not a curated record. Gene Ontology annotation, biological process: phosphatidylethanolamine biosynthetic process. Lineage: Eukaryota; Metazoa; Arthropoda; Insecta; Diptera; Drosophilidae.